AUGAGUGUCCUGGAACCGCUGCAGAUCACAGACACUCACGUGGUCGUCAAAGUCCCUCAUCUCUCUGCCUUUGGCCUCGUCUGGGCUUUGGAGAUUUUAUGGAGGAUUUGGAACAACAGGAACCCAAUUCGUGGCCAAGUUUUGCUGUUCCUCCGACCACCAAACCCCAAAACACAGAAGCAAAACCUGAAUGUGCUUCUCCUGCCAACCAAUAUCCCACUGGCAGAGGUGAGGGCAAAACAGGAAAACUCUGUGUACAUCCAGGCGUCUUCCAACUGCAAACUCAUCAAAGAUCAAAGUUAUAGUGCGCACUGUCUGAACGCCUACAAAAUACAGCCUAAGAAAGCAGAGUUUGAUGUGGAUUUUGGACCAAAUUUCCACCCAACGUUUGAGAUCCGCCUGCCAACAAACACGGAGGAGGCGACUGUAACGGUCCGAGACGAAACAUAUUCAGAUGUCUGGGAGUGUGAAGUUGACUUGACUGGUCCAAGAAGGGAAACUGUACAUUGGAGCGUCCCAGCAGAGGACAGCCUCCCAGCAGAGGACACGCUGCUCUUAGUUCGGACACAGUUCAUCAACAGAGUGUCUGCAGCUGUUCUAAACCAGCUUCUGGAUAAACUUCUGGAGCGUGGUGUUGUGACUGAUGAUGAAAUGCAGUCAGCCAGAACAAAAACGAGAGCAGAAAAGGCACGAGACGUGAUCGACACUGUGCGAAGAAAGGGAACUGAAGCCAGCUCGGUCCUGAUCGCUGCUCUCUAUGAGGUGGAUCAAUGCCUCUCCAGAGUGCUCGCAUUAAGAUGAAGCAAAAUCCAGAAACUGUGGAGUCUGAGAAAGAAUUUCCUUUCACUGCUACAACGAUAACAUGCAAAUAUAUUUCCAUUGAAUCUACUGCAUCCACCCUUCAUUUCCUGCAGGAUGUGAAAUGCUGGAUGGCAAAAAACCCUA
Molecule: messenger RNA, 945 nt
Organism: Seriola dumerili (greater amberjack)
Lineage: Eukaryota; Metazoa; Chordata; Actinopteri; Carangiformes; Carangidae
Exons: 5
Coding region: 1-801 (266 amino acids)
Biological process (GO): regulation of apoptotic process
Source: RefSeq, a predicted model, not a curated record